Messenger RNA from Cercopithifilaria johnstoni, 828 nucleotides. NCBI's taxonomy places the organism in Eukaryota, Metazoa, Nematoda, Chromadorea, Rhabditida, Onchocercidae. The record is from the annotation of a GenBank genome assembly.
AUGGAAGAGAAUGACAAACAACUACCAUCGUGUAGUAUUUGCUUGGGUUCCUCAGAUUCACAAUAUAUCAAAUAUAAUUUGAUAGUAUCAGGUAUAAUAUUACCAAUUAUCGGUUUAAUUGGAAUUGUUGGGAAUUUCUUUGUAAUGGCUGUUUAUGGUAGUAUCGAACAACGAAGCCAUUCAACAAAUAUUUAUUUGGCUGCUUUAGCAUUAAGUGAUUUUUGUAUGAUAUGGACAGCAAUUAUUUUAUAUGGUUUAGAAGCCUGGAGGCAUCAUGGUCCAACAGUUUUGGCAACAUUUUAUGGGAGAAGCGCAGAAUUUGUUUUUCCAAUCAGUACUAUCCUACAAACUACAUCGGUUUAUUUUUGUGUUGCCGCAGCUGCUGAUUUCUUUGCUCGAAUUGUUUUAUCGGCAAAAAUUAAAGACAAAAUUUGCACGCCAAGAUUCGCCCGAUUAUCUGUACUAUUUAUUGCAAUAAUAUCGCUAUUAUACAAUGUGCCACAUUUUUUUGAAUUAACAACGAUUGAUUGUAUCGAUGAAAUACGAAAUAAUACGUUAUCAGUACAAGUCUGUCCUACCGAACUUCGAAAUAGUGCAUCCUAUUAUCAAUUAUAUUAUACUUAUAUGUAUACGAUAUUUAUGGCUGUUGGACCACUUUUGCUUCUUAUUAUCCUUAAUGUAUUGGUUGUUCGAGCUGUACUAAAAAAUGGCGCUUCAGAUGAUUCCGAUACAGUUAGUCUUAUACUGGUCGUUUUCAUGUUUAUCUUUUGUAAUUCAGCCGCUCUUUUGGUUAAUUUUAUUGAAAUGGUUUUCGCCGAAAAGGUAUAA